This is a messenger RNA of Xiphias gladius (swordfish), 2324 nucleotides long. It is a transcript of the gene nacc1b, whose product is annotated as nucleus accumbens associated 1, BEN and BTB (POZ) domain containing b. Bases 3 to 1895 code for a protein of 630 amino acids. Gene Ontology annotation, biological process: regulation of transcription by RNA polymerase II. Gene Ontology annotation, molecular function: RNA polymerase II cis-regulatory region sequence-specific DNA binding; DNA-binding transcription factor activity, RNA polymerase II-specific; protein binding. NCBI's taxonomy places the organism in Eukaryota, Metazoa, Chordata, Actinopteri, Istiophoriformes, Xiphiidae. The record is from RefSeq and is a predicted model, not a curated record. The transcript is spliced from 8 exons.
GAAUGGCUGCCUGUAGCGAGGCGGAGGGAGACACUAGACCGCUUCUUCUCCGCUGCUCUCCGCCGCUGAAACACUUUCCAACGGAACACGGCUCAGGGGGAUCCUGUGGUGCUGGGCAGAGCGUUAUGGCUCAGACACUGCAGAUGGCGAUCCCCAACUUUGGCAACAACGUCCUGGAGUGUCUGAACGAACAGCGGCUGCAGGGCCUUUACUGUGAUGUCUCCGUGGUCGUCAAGGGACACGCCUUCAAGGCCCACCGUGCGGUUCUGGCAGCCAGCAGCUCCUACUUCCGGGAUCUGUUCAACGCUGGGGGGAAGAGUUCGGUGGUGGAGCUGCCCCCAGCCGUGCAGCCGCAGAGCUUCCAGCAGAUCCUGGCCUUCUGCUACACAGGACGCCUCAGCAUGAAUGUUGGAGACCAGUUCCUGCUCAUGUACACCGCCGGCUUCCUUCAGAUCCAACAGAUCAUGGAGAAAGGCACAGAGUUUUUCCUCAAGGUCUCUUCUCCGAGCUGUGACUCCCAGGGUCUCCACACCGAGGAGACCCCGCCCUCUGAGCCCCAGAGCCCCGUUACUCAGACAGUGGGAGGGGGCGGAGUCGGCGUCGUUGCCACGGCCGCAGGAAGGCCCUCCUCUUGUCUCACGCCCCUCCCCCUGGUGUCCAAGGUGAAGACGGAACAGACAGCCACCACACCUCAGCCCACCCCACACCCGCAGCAGCAGGAAGGCUCUCCCUACUCGGUGGUCUGCACCCCCGUGGCCAAACGGCUGUGGGAAGGGGGCAACCGUGACGGGGGAGGGGGGUCUGGAGGGGGCGGAGGAGGUGGGAUGAGGAAGGCCGCACGCUACUCUUCCUCCUCCUCUUCCUCCUCCUCCUCCAACAACACUACCCAGGAUGCCUCUGGGCGUGGACCCGCAGCCAGUGCUGCGAUGGCGGCCACUUCAGUGGGAGGAGCCGGACUCAACAGUAACCAUAACAACAAUAACAACAACAAUGGUGGGACCCCUGAGGGCACGAGCCCCGGCACACUGAGCAUGUACACCAGUGACUCACCAAUCAGUUACCACGACGACGAGGAAGAGGACGACAUAGCGGAUGAGAGCGCCGAAGAGCAGUACAGACAGAUCUGCAACAUGUACACCAUGUACAGCAUGCUGAACGCCGGGGCAGCAGUGGUUGGGGAGAGGGUGGAGGCUCUGCCGGACUUGGCCCCAGACUCGGGCGGUGGACGGGGAGGCAGGGGGGGACGCUCCCGGCAGGACCUGGCGUCCCUGCCAGCCGAGCUCAUUAGCCAGAUCGGGAACCGCUGCCACCCGAAGCUGUACGAGGAGGGCGACCCGGCCGAGAAGCUGGAGCUGGUGAGCGGCACCUCCGUGUUCAUCUCCCGUGCCCAGCUCAUGAACUGCCACGUCAGCGCCGGCACCCGCCACAAAGUUCUGCUCAGACGCCUGCUGGCUGCAUUCUUUGACAGGAGCACUCUGGCUAACAGCUGUGGAACUGGCAUCCGUUCUUCAACCAACGACCCAAGUCGUAAACCCCUGGACAACAGAGUUCUGCAUGCUGUCAAAUUUUACUGCCAGAACUUCGCGCCGAGCUUCAAGGAGAGCGAGAUGAACGCCAUUGCAGCUGACAUGUGCACCAACGCCCGUCGCGUCGUCCGCAAGAGCUGGAUCCCCAAGCUCAAACUGCUGAUGGCCGACAGUGACGCCUACUCUGCCUUCCUGGCCGACAGCGUGAAGAUGGAGGCUGAUGCGCUGGGGGCAGACCAAGGCUUUGACCCUUCCCUGGAGGCCGUGGCGGCGGCGGCGGCAGCCGCUAACAGUAUGGAAGCGGGAGGUGGAGCCAUGCAGGCAGACAACCUCCAGGGGGCGGGAGGAGACAGCAGCACUUUGUUUUGAGUGAGUGAAUGGACAGAUAGAUGAAUGGACAGAUUGAUGGAGGGAGGGAUCGCAUUUCUCUGGGGCGAUGAGUAAAGAACAGUGGCCGCUGUGGUUGUGAUGACAGUCGCCACUCCUCCCCUAGCCGCCAUGUGUUGGGGGAUCUGUAUCUUCUUUUACAACUCUUUCGGUCAGUUUGUUCUGCUGUCCUUCGUUCGUUUGUCCACAUUUUGCGCUCUCUCCACGGCCCAGAAUGCCUCAAUUUGGGUUGUUUUCCUCCUUCCUUUUCUGGUGGAGAGAGAUAGAAAGACAGCAGAGAAAGGUAGCAGAGGGAAGCGGUUGACAGUCAGUCUACGCCCCCCCCCAAUCCCUCUGCGACCUUUCAAGACCUGAUAGUUUCAGCCUUUAUUUUUUAUGUUUUAAAAGUGUGUACUGUCACUAAGGCCCCUU